Saccostrea cuccullata (small rock oyster) is the source of this 1307-nucleotide messenger RNA. Its product is annotated as vacuolar protein sorting-associated protein 54-like. The transcript has 12 exons. Gene Ontology annotation, cellular component: GARP complex. Lineage: Eukaryota; Metazoa; Mollusca; Bivalvia; Ostreida; Ostreidae. Gene Ontology annotation, biological process: retrograde transport, endosome to Golgi; Golgi to vacuole transport. The annotation marks the transcript as partial. The record is from RefSeq and is a predicted model, not a curated record. Gene Ontology annotation, molecular function: syntaxin binding.
GAUGGAUUUUUGGAGCGGCUGACUUCCAGUGAAUUUGUGGCUCUGUCUCGGGAGGUUGAGAAGUUUAUCACGGAUUGUGAGACCAUUAGUGGUCGACGGUGUAUGUCACUGCGAUUCUGUCUACAGUCACAGGCACUUAAAUUUGUAAACAGAUUCCAUGAAGAAAGACGGACCAAACUCAGCCUCAUUUUGGACAAUGAGCGAUGGAAACAAGCGGACGUCCCAGCAGAAUUCCAAGAGCUCGUUAAUCAUAUCACCCUAACAGGCAUGUUAAGUCUACCAGAAAGGACGGCAGAUUCAGAUAAAGGCCCUACAGAAGUGUUGGUAGUGGAAGAUCAAACAUUUGCAGUUGUAGGGACGGUGCUGAUGCUGUUGAAGAUGAUGGUGGAGUAUUGUCAGUGUGUUAAUGACAUUCCAUCAGCGGCACCAGAUCUGUUGUCUAGACUGGUAGACCUCUUCAAAAUUUUCAAUUCAAGAACUUGCCAGCUGGUGUUAGGUGCAGGUGCCCUUCAACUUGUGGGACUGAAAACCAUCUCCACAAAGAAUCUAGCUCUGGCCUCCAGAUGUUUACAGUUGGUUGUGUACUUCAUUCCUAAAGUCCGGCUCCAUUUUGAGGAGAGACUGGCUUCUAAAAAUAAAACAAUGCUCAAACACCUGGACCAAGUACAAAAGGAUUACUGUGACCACAUUAAUGAGAUAACAAACAAACUUGUUACUGUCAUGGAGGGGGUCAUAGCUCAACAACUGUCAAAGUGGGAGGUGAAGGCCCCUAUGCCCUCCAUGUGUUUUAGGUCCAUCUGUAAACAAAUCAGCAAAAUGCACGAAGCUGUCCUUGAUAUUUUGUUGCCAGAUCAAAUCAAGGAGCUAUUUACCAAGAUUAACAGCUGUUUUAAGAAGUUGAUCAGACAGCAAUUAGUUACAUUAGAAGUCUCUAAAAAUGGGGGACCACAACACGGACUGGUGAUGUCCGACUUAGCAUUCUAUUCCGGGACAUUUAAAACUUUACGAGGGUUGGAGAGUUUAGCACAAGACAUGAACGAUGUGUGGGACGUGAGGUGACAGCGCCCUCUACAGUCUGGCAUGGUCAUUUUUUCUCUGUGUGCAAUAAUAAGACACUGGUCAUUGAAGGGGAGACAACUCACUCUCUCAUGUCAACAUGUUCUAAGUUAUUAUAAUGGCAUUUUUUAAAAACCAAACUUUUUAUUCGUAUGCAUUUUAUGAGACUGUUUAUUAUCUGAUGUCUGUGAUUUCUGAAGCAAAAAAGUGUCAGUAAUAUUUAUACAAAUAAUAAAAAUUAUUUAUUGACA